This is a messenger RNA of Phycodurus eques (leafy seadragon), 4912 nucleotides long. RefSeq names its product centrosomal protein of 83 kDa-like. The record is from RefSeq and is a predicted model, not a curated record. Gene Ontology annotation, cellular component: centrosome. The transcript is spliced from 21 exons. NCBI's taxonomy places the organism in Eukaryota, Metazoa, Chordata, Actinopteri, Syngnathiformes, Syngnathidae. Bases 87 to 2519 code for a protein of 810 amino acids.
GAGGAGGACCAGAGAGAAAUAGCCCUACUACGUCAGAGGGUGGGUGACCUGGAAAAAGUCCAGCAGCGGCAGAUGGAAGAACUGGGAUGCGUGGAGCAGAAGGAGCGGGACAAGGGCUCCCUAUGCUGAUGUUCAACUUUUCCACCUUUACAAACUCCCGUUACACAGGCGACAUGACCUCCUCGGUCCUCCGGCAGCCUUUUCCGCCGGGAGCGAGCCCGAGCGAGACGGAGCUUCAGAAGAUGCUGGUCGACGAGAGGACCAAGUGCGAACUUCAUCGAGGAAACUACGAGACUCUUAAGGCCGAACACACCGGCUUGCAGGAUGAUUUCAUUCAGGUACAAGAGGAGGCGAGGCAUCUGCAGGCUCAGCUCGACAGGCUCCAGCUGCAGUUAGCUGAGCGCACGAGAGAAAUUGUGGAAAAAAACACGGAGAUGGAAGAACUCAGACUGCAGGUGAUGACUCCUCAGCGUCUGGAGUUGCUCAGAGCUCAGGUGCAGCAGGAGAUGGAGGGGCCAGUCCGAGCGCGCUUCGCCAGGCUGGAAGAGGAGGCGGAGAAGUACAGGUCGGAGUACAACAAGUUGCGCUACGGCUACACCGUGCUCAAUGCCCAGUUCGAGCACCAAAAGGAGGAACACGCCCGCGUCGCGGAGGAGCAGAGGCUACGCUACGAGGCCGAGAUCGCUCAUCUGGACAAAGACAAGGAGAACCUGUCGGCCCAGUACCAGAACGCGGACCCGCGGCGCGACAGGAAACAAACGGAGCUUCUUCUGAGGGAGAAAACGCAGCUCGCCUCGCGCCUGAAGGGUCUGCAGGCAGAGGCGGCCGAGCUGCAGGCCCAGAAGGAGCACUCGGAGCAGCGGGCCGACAACGUUCAGCGGGUUCAGAACCGGCAGAUGGCGGAAGCUCAGGCUGCUCUGAAAUCUCUGGAGGCGGAGCGUCAGUCUUUGCGGCUGCGGCUGGAGCGGACGGAGAGCGAGCUCGGUCUGAGCCACGAGCAGAGCAACGGGCUCGCCGGACAGCUGCACAAAACGGAGAAACGAGUCGACGUCCUCACCGGCCAGAUUGAAAGCCUGAAGCAUUCCCACAAAAUGGAGGUGGCCAGCGUUAAACUGGAGUGUACUCGCUCGAAAGGCGAGCUGGAGAGGGAGCGAGACACCCUGAAAGGGCAGUUGGAGGGUCUCCAGACAGACGCGGAGGUGCUCAAGCACGUCGCCGAGAGACAAAAAGAAGUUGUCGUAGAAAAGGAGAGGGAGGUGGCCAGGAAGGUGCAAUCCGCUCGCGAUGAGGAAAUCUACAAAUCGGCUGUCUUACAGGAGGAGAAGUUGGAAUUGGAGCACCGCCUUGCCGCGUUGGAGCAGCAGAGGGCGCUGCAGGACACUCAAGCGCAAGCCCAGAAAGAAGAGUGGGAAGAGCAACUCGGCACGGCCCAAAGGGGAGAGACGUCCGCGCGCAACGAACUGCAGAGCCUCAGACUUCGAUUAAAGCAGCAAAGCGCUCAGCUGGAGGAGCUGGAGAGGCAGACAGUGGAGGUGUCGAGCUUGAAGCAGAAAACCCAGGAACUACGCGCACAGCUGAGCACGUCGUCGCGGUCUGAAGCUGAGCUGGCGGAAGCCAACCAGCGUCUGAGAGCCAAGGCGGACGGCGCGAGGGAGGAGCUGAGGGCGGCCCGAAGCCAAGCCGAGAGGAGCCAACGUGAGGCGGAGCGGCGGGCGGAGGAGAGUCAGAUCGAGCGGCUGGAAGAGAAACACAAGCUGCGAGAGCGAGAGACCAAGUCGGAUGAGAAAUACUCUCAGCUGAAAGACAAAAUGAAGAGGGCGGCGGUCGCCCAAAAGAAGAGAAGAAACCAGACUGACAACAAAGAGAAGAGCCUGCAGAGUAAGAUCCAACUACUGAAGGCACAAAUGGAGGAGCUGAAGCUGGAAGCCGCCGCAGCCAACAAACGUCCGCUUCACUCCGAGGAACACGCUCAGCUCCGCAGAAAAUUGCGAGAGCUCCAGCGGCGACACGGCGAGUUCCGGCGCCUCUUGCUGGGUGACCAGGGUGCCUUCGGGUUCGGCCCCGCUCUCCUCACUCCCGCACGAAACCCGAUCCUCGCCAGGGACGCGGCAUCGAACGUACCGGAAGAGGAGGAGCACAGGGAGAUGGUCCUGCUGUGUGAAAGGCUGGAUGAGCUGGAAAGAGCACAGCAGCAACAACUGGAAGAACUGAACAGCCUCGGCGAACACAUACACAUUAGCGGAACACACCGGAGCAGGGGGCAGCCGAAGCGCCCGGGGAGCAUUUCGGGGUAUCAGUGUCGCGCUCAAGGACGCCACGGCCGUGAGUCUGGGGGAUGGUCCCGUGGGGGUCUUGAACCCGGGUCCCCCACAGCGGCAGGCGACGAUCUUAACCGCGGGGCCACGGCUUUCUUUCUGGGGAGAGGCCUGCGAUCAGCUCAGUCGAAUUUCUGGGGAUCGUCGAUGUCAGCCAGGAUGUCCGCCUGCCUCUCGGCCUCUGAGACAGCGCCGUCCACAUAACAAACAUGACGUACGUUUCCCUUUGCUGUUAAAUAGCUGCAUAAAACAAAAUAGUUUUUUGUUUUUUUUCCCCCCUUGUUGAAAAUGUCACGUGUUCCAUACUUAUAAGUUGGGAUACUAUGUUUGUAAAUAAGGGACCAUGACAAUGGAAUUUGCUCGCGUGUGUGUGUGUGAAGAAAAAUAGUUGUUUUAUCGUCGGCAAUUUGGCAGAUGUUGGGAUCAGGAUCGUUGGUGGAGAGGAAGCAAUUAAGUGCAGGCGCGCGCGCGCGGCCACUUGAGCGGGCCAAGCGAUCGCACCUGCGGAGGGCGUGGCGCAGCGGAUAUAGGUGGCGCUUUGGCAGCUGGCCGGGAUGCAGUCGGCGACGCGGUCGCCCGGGGAGCGCAGUUUAGCGCCGUGACCAUCCCGGUUCGUGCCGACGGCACGUCUUGCGCGAAGCGAAAAAGGUGAGCUUUGACGCCCAAUGGAGGGAGAGACGCAGAAGGAAGCGUUUUCUCGUUGUCUCUUUUGCUUUCAGCCGCACGAGGAGGAGUUGAACCGAAAGACGGGAGGAUUCCGAGAUGCUUUCCGCAGUUAAAUCGGUUGAAGUUUCCGCAGUUGAAUCCGGUUGCAGUGUGACUGCACAGAAGGGUAACUGGUCUCUCUCUCUCUCUCUCUCUCUCUCUGUCUGUCUUUGCAGAUCGUUGACGAACUGGAGCGGAGGGACGCCCUCAUGUGGGUGGAGGGCGCAACUGCAGCGUUCAGUCUCCACUGGAUGUUUUGCUCUUUCUGUCUUUGCAGAUCGUUGACCAACUGGAGCGGAGGGACGCCCUCCUGUGGGCGGAGGGCGCAACUGCAGCGUUCAGUCUCCAUUGGCUGUUUUGCUCUCUCUCAUGUCUUUGCAGAUCGUUGACCAACUGGAGCGGAGGGACGCCCUCCUGUGGGCGGAGGGCGCAACUGCAGCGUUCAGUCUCCAUUGGCUGUUUUGCUCUCUCAUGUCUUUGCAGAUCGUUGACGAACUGGAGCGGAACGGCGCCCUCCUGUGGGCGGAGGGCGCAACUGCAGCGUUUAGUCUCCACUGGCUGUUUUGCUCUCAUCUGUCUUUGCAGAUCGUUGACCAACUGGAGCGGAGGGACGCCCUCCUGUGAGCGGAGGGCGCAACUGCAGCGUUCAGUCUCCACUGGCUGUUUUGCUCGCUCGCUCUCUCAUCUGUCUUUGCAGAUCGUUGACGGAGCGGAACGGCGCCCUCCUGUGGGCGGAGGGGCAACUGCAGCGUUCCGUCUCCACUGGAUGUUUUGAUCUCUGUCUCGUCUGUCUGCAGAUCGUUGACGAACUGGAGCGGAACGGUGCCCUCCUGUGGGCGGAGGGGCAACUGCAGCGUUCCGUCUCCACUGGAUGUUUUGAUCUCUGUCUCGUCUGUCUUUGCAGAUCGUUGACGAACUGGAGCGGAACGGUGCCCUCCUGUGGCAAGAGGGCGCAACUGCAGCGUUCCGUCUCCACUGGAUGUUUUGCUCUCUCUCUCGUCUGUCUUUGCAGAUCGUUGACGAACUGGAGCGGAACGGUGCCCUCCUGUGGCAAGAGGGCGCAACUGCAGCGUUCAGUCUCCACUGGAUGAUGCUUUGCUCGGUGACCUCCGAGGUCGUCGAGCAUGUGCCACGUUGGCAGAUUGUGCUGAUUUAGGGCACCUGCGGCGCCCAGGACGCAGUCUACACGAGUAGUGAGCCCAUUUGGCUCUCUGUCGCUGCUUUCCACAGCGGUGUACGGGCAGGCUGGCCAUCUGAGUUUGGUGCCCUGUGGCUGAAAAGAAGUUGGAGCAGCAGCUAUCAAUGAGAUGCACAAGAUCCAGAGAGCGGUGUGAGACUUUUGACCGGAGUGGCUGCAGCGUCCGUUCCAAGAUGGUGAUCCUCACGAACCGCCACCUGAUGUGGUUGGAAAAUUGUGCUGAAGAGGCAACCUGAGGCUAAAGUGUAUUUCAACAGCCAUGUAAAUCUGAGCUGACGCUCCAGGUUUCAUUGCAAGUGUUCAUGCACUUGAAAGGAAUUUGAAUGUGUAUUUUUUUUGCAGGCUGACAACCACUUGACGAGGGCAUUGAAGUUCCAAGUAAAUUAGAAGAAAAGUCUCACUUCAUCCAAUAAUGUGCAUCCUCUGGCCUCGUGUUUUGAAAUGGCUGUGACAGUUGUAUUCCAAGUAAGUGGUGUAAGCAGGUUGUGAAUUUGUAGUGGUUUUGUUUUUGCAGUUUCCUGAGGACCACUGCUGCGGUGACGUGCCCGGUUAUUGUUGUCAGAGCAGGGGACAAUGGGAAUAGCAUUGACAGGUUCCUGAGCCAGUGGGAGGAGAAGGCACCAGGAGAGCAGACCAGUGAGUAAAUGACAUGGUUGCAAACAGCAUCCUUGUCAUUUGCAAUGUUUGUUUUGAA